Molecule: messenger RNA, 690 nt
Organism: Harpia harpyja (harpy eagle)
Lineage: Eukaryota; Metazoa; Chordata; Aves; Accipitriformes; Accipitridae
Gene: SELENOK
Product: selenoprotein K
Exons: 5
Biological process (GO): calcium ion transport; endoplasmic reticulum calcium ion homeostasis
Cellular component (GO): endoplasmic reticulum membrane; Golgi apparatus
Source: RefSeq, a predicted model, not a curated record
GGAAGCCAGCGAGCGGCACCACGGCAGGCUCUGAGCAUGCGCCUCCCGCCCGCGCACGCGCAGCGGGGCCGAGGGCAGGGGACGGGGCAGCGCCCGCGGGCCGCCGCCAUGGUGUACAUCUCCAACGGACAAGUUUUGGAUAACCAGAGUCGGGCUCCUUGGCGUUUGUCAUCUAUAACAGAUUUCUUCUGGUCGAUAGCAGAUUUUGUGGUUCUGUUUUUCCAGAGCAUUAUUCAACCAGAUUUGAGAAGAAGAGGCUACACAUCUUCCUCCUAUUCAGGAUACAAUGACGGAAGAGGGCCUCCAGCACAUCCUCGCCGUAGGAUGGGUCGAAUAAAUCACUGGGGUGGAGGCCCCAGUCCACCACCAAUGGCUGGAGGUGGAUGAGGAAGGUAAAUGCCUGCUGAAGAGGCAGGCAAAAGCAUACACAUUUGCAAGAUGAAAGGGAAGAAGAGUUUAGUGGUGGACCAAAUGAGUUUGAAUGUUGUAAAUGCGUAUGUCUAACUGGAAACUGUUCUGUGAUGUAAGCAGAUUAAUGAAGUUGUACUGGGAACUCCUUCUUCAAGGAUCCGGUGUAACUGAACAACAGUUUUAUUAAAUACAUGUUUACUGUCUAAAGUCUUUGUAUAGUUUCUGAACAUUUUACUGUAGUUGCAAAGUAAUAAGUAAAUUAUAUUUGGCUUGUCACAA